CGUUCUGUGUUGUUCUGUCACGGUUUUCGUUGGGUGGUGUUUGAUUGGUGUUAAACAUCUUAGUCAGAAUAAACAGCUCUGUUAUUUCCUGUAUGGUUGGAAAUAAUUUAAUUAUUAUGCUUGUGAUACAAUCAAUAAAUCGGAAGUAGUGUUAAACAUGCAUCGGCAAAAUUCAGGCCAAAGUCGCUGGGAAAGUAACGAUCCGGUUCCCUGUGUGAUUGUUUUAUUGUAAUGAGGAUGGGCCAUGCUUUUGUUUAUGUAUUUGUCGCCGUUUGCGGAAUAAUAGCCCAAAAUACAACUACGGAAUACUAUACCACCCUCAAUUACACUUUGGGUUAUGAAUUUAAAAAGAAUACACAAGUUACUGACACACCUACAACAAUAAUUUCUGAUGCAGUUCCAGGAAAACCGAGAAAUUUGACGAUACUGGACUUCACUUCAAUUAGCAUCUAUUUACAAUGGGCUAAUCCCGAGAAAAAGAAUGGGGUUAUCGAAGGCUACAGAGUUUACUACAUGAACAACAAUUUUACUGAGGUACAACCAGACAAAAUACCCUAUGAUGAACCCCUCAUAAGAUACAACUUAACCAGACUGAAACCACACACAGAAUACACAAUAUUUGUGAAAGCCUUCACUUUGAAACAUGAAGGCUACCCAUCAGAGUCUGUUAUUGCCACAACAGAUAUCAGUGGGCCUAGUGCUCCUAACGUAUUCAAUGUCACAUGCUUGGCAAAUGAGACAAUACAUAUACAAUGGGAACGACCCGCUAAUUUUCAUUACUCAAUAGACUACUACUAUCUAUACAUAUAUUUGGGAAAUCGACUAUAUCAUAACAUAACAAUUCCGACAUCUAAAGAAAAUCUUGAGACAACAUAUGUUCUGAAGAAUGUCACUCCAAAUGCAAAUUACAAAGUGCAAAUACAAGCUUCUAGCAUAAGCAACCGUACACACAGACUGAUUAUGGGUCCAAUGUUGGCGUCUCAUGUAUACACAUCACCAAUCUCUGAUAAAACCAUACCCACUAGUGAAUUGAGUGCUGGAAUUAUUGCAGGGGUUCUUUGUGCAGUUCUGGCUUUAUUGGUUGCUGGACUGGCAUUUUUAGUUUGGCGAAAAUGUUUUCGUGCCCCAUAUUACUACCUAGACAACCCGCAAUGUUCCGCUGCGGCUCUAGAUUGGAAUACAACACCUGAACCAGAUGCUGAUCAUAAUGGGCCUAUUCCUGUAGCUCUUUUUGCGAGACAUGUGCAGGAACUACAUGCAGAUGGAGAUAUAGGUUUUAGCAAAGAAUACGAAGCUAUCCAGAAUGAUGCCGUUAAUGAAAUUAGUAGUUCUGAACAUUCCCAACAUCCUGAAAACAAGCCUAAGAACAGAUAUCUGAAUAUUAUUGCCUAUGACCAUUCACGAGUCCACUUGCUUACAAUGCGCGGCCAAAAAAUAUCGACUUACAUUAACGCCAAUUACAUUGAUGGGUUUCAAAUGAACAGAGCUUACAUUGGUACUCAAGGUCCUUUGCCCUCCACAUUUGAUUGCUUUUGGAGGAUGGUUUGGGAACAAAGAGUUACAAUCAUUGUGAUGAUUACCAACUUGGUUGAAAGAGGGCGGAGGAAAUGUGAUAUGUAUUGGCCAAAGGAAGGAACUGAAACAUAUGGUGUGAUCCAAGUGAAGCUUGUGAAAGAAGAUAUAAUGGCAACCUAUAUUGUCAGGACACUCUCGAUACGUCAUCUCAGAGUUAAUAUAAAGAAUAGAAAGAAGGCCUCGCUAGCAGAAAAAACAGUUUAUCAGUAUCACUAUACCAACUGGCCAGAUCAUGGAACACCUGAUCAUCCCCUACCUGUCAUUCACUUUGUCAAAAAAUCCUCUGCUGCCAAUCCUGCGGAUGCUGGUCCUAUUGUUGUGCAUUGCAGUGCCGGAGUGGGCAGGACUGGAACAUAUAUUGUGCUGGACGCAAUGCUUAGGCAAAUUCGUGCUAGGGGUGAAGUAAACAUAUUCGGUUUCUUAAAGCAUAUUCGGGCCCAGAGAAAUUUCCUGGUCCAAACGGAGGAACAGUACAUAUUUAUUCAUGACGCUUUGGUAGAGGCUAUUGAAUGUGGAGAAACAAAUAUUUGUCGGGAAAAAUUCCCUAGAUACGUUUCGGUUUUACAAAAUCUUAACCUCGAAGACAAGAAUGAGCUAUGGAAACCAUUAGAUGUUCAGUUUAGAUUAGUCACUAGUUUUGUGUGUAGAGAUUUUAACUUAGUUUCGGCGAACAAACCAAUAAACCUACCAAAGAAUAGAUGUGCUGUUAUUCUGCCAGUAGAAAGUGCUCGAGUACACUUGACCCCUAAACCGGGUGAGGAUGGAUCAGAUUACAUUAAUGCGAGCUGGCUCCAGGGAUUCCACAAUCUCCGAGAGUUCAUUAUAACUCAACAUCCAUUUAAACACACCGUUCAAGACUUCUGGCAAAUGGUUUGGGAUCAUAGCGCACAGCUAAUAGUUAUGAUAAGCUUUAUAGAUAACUCUGAAUACGAAAUAUUUUGGCCAGCAGGUGAAGAAGUCAUCGAAACUGAUACAUAUACUUGCAAACAAACUAAUGAAAAUGGUAAUUCUGCAUAUUAUACCAGAGAGUUUUUAAUGAGAUCUGUACAAGAUGAUUAUGAGAUUCCCGUCAAGAUGGUCCACUGUUUCAACUGGCCACACCAAGUUGGAUCUCUGGCUGAAAUGUAUCAUUUGCCUAAUUUUAUACUUGAUAUGCAGAAGAUACAGAAUGGACCAAUAAUUGUUGUUGACCG
This is a messenger RNA of Leptinotarsa decemlineata (Colorado potato beetle), 2768 nucleotides long. RefSeq names its product Protein tyrosine phosphatase 99A (gene Ptp99A). NCBI's taxonomy places the organism in Eukaryota, Metazoa, Arthropoda, Insecta, Coleoptera, Chrysomelidae. The record is from RefSeq and is a predicted model, not a curated record.